Molecule: messenger RNA, 696 nt
Organism: Aspergillus caelatus
Lineage: Eukaryota; Fungi; Ascomycota; Eurotiomycetes; Eurotiales; Aspergillaceae
Exons: 2
Coding region: 146-355 (69 amino acids)
Source: RefSeq, a predicted model, not a curated record
AUAAAGCGCAAGCAUAUAUCCCUAUAAAUGACACUCUACACAGGCAGCUUGAAAACUUCAUCUUCUCUUUUUCACUUUCCCUCCUCUCUUCUACACGCAGAAUACGGUUCCGCAUAGCUUGCCACACAUCGAAAAUUCUUCAAAUAUGCGGCUUUCAUUGGUCAUCAUUGCCUUCUUUUAUGGCGCCGUAAUGGCAGCCCCGAUUGAGAACGGUCCGGGUACGAAUCAAGUGAAACCUGAUGGUCCAACGGGAGGUAUUGGCCAAGCUUUUGGUAACGCUGCUUCGAGUGUUGGAAAAGGCUUUGGUGCCGCCGCUUCGGGUGUUGGCGAAGGUAUUGGUUCCGCUGCUAAUUAAAGACAUGGAAGGGCUUCUCGGUUGGUAAUAUGCUUGGUAUUAUAGAAUUGUUUGGCGACGGGGAUAUGGUUGUGGGAAAGGAUCCAGUUAGAAGCUCUAGUUGGGAUAACUAGAGAAGUGGAUGGUGGCGCCACCAAUUUCCGGAAGUACUGUAUACUCAGCUUCCACUGCCGUUGAAACGGUCUUCAGGUUGAAAUUUGUACAUUAAUGCCAUCAUAUAUACUUCGUCCACCCGGAGCGCUGGGAACCAAGCCCAGUAGAUUUUGGCAUUGGGAGGAAGACGCUGCCUUUGGUAUUCUUGCUAGACAUUCAAUGUAUUAGAUUCGUAGUUCUCGAUUGAA